This is a messenger RNA of Prorocentrum cordatum, 1748 nucleotides long. NCBI's taxonomy places the organism in Eukaryota, Dinophyceae, Prorocentrales, Prorocentraceae. The record is from the annotation of a GenBank genome assembly.
CGCCGGUGCCCUCGGCGGCCCUGGAGGACCGCGGCGGCCAUCGCGGCGCCGCCAGCCUGGCGGCCGCGGGCCACGAAGACCCCAGCAGCCCCGCGGCCAAGGCCGCCGCGGACGCGGUCCCCGCAAGCGCUGCGGCCACUGCCGGCGUCGCCGGCGCGGUGGUGAUGGCGCCGCCUGCCGAGACCACCACCACCACGUCAACCACCACGUCAACCAGCACGUCCACCAGCACGUCCACCACCGCGUCCACCACCAGCGCCACCUCCACCACCACUGUCACCGUCCUCUUCGACUACGGCGGCGUGCUGAAGGCCAUCAGCUACUCCCCGGUGCCCCUCAAGAAUCCUGGCCCGGUGCUCCCCCACGACGACUUCAUGAGCAACGAAACCGUGGCCCUGUGGGGCCAGCAAGGCCGCGGCGACCUCCGCAUCAUGAAGGCGCUCGGAGCCAACACGGUGAGGCUGUACGGCAACGACCCCACCCUGGACCACUCAGACUUCUUGAGCGAGGUCGAGGCAUUGCAGCUGAAGGUUAUACCUGGGAUCAGCGACUAUCCGUACACCCAGAUGGAGAAGAGGUGCCAGUGGACCGACUUCGACUGCUACGAGCAGAUCAAGGAGAACUACCUGGGCGUGCUCCGAGGCGGCUUCCUCCGCGGCCGCACGGCCACCUACCACAGCGCCAUCAGCGCCGUGGUCCUCAUGAACGAGCCCGAGCUGAAGCUCGCCGGGGACAUCCUCCCGAACGUCUUCGCGAAGGCCAUGGUCAGCGCCCUGGACGCGGUCCUGGACGCGGAGCGGGAGGCUGGCGUGCAGGGCCCCCGCCCGAGCCUCACGGUGACCUUCUCGUUCUCGGUCUGCAGGUUCUGCGCACGCUUCGGCGACGUGCCCGCGCUGGGGCAGAUGUGGGAACUCCGCAACGCCAUGCGGAACCCCAUGGCCGUCGGGUACCAGCCGCGCAACGACCUGUGGAAGGCCUACGAGGAGCGCUUCGUCCACAGCGUAAACACCGAGAACACCGCGGAGGAGUUCUUCCGGCUGUUCCUCGGGCAGUACGAGCUGGAGUUCCGCAAGCCGGUGUUCGUCGGGGAGUACCACGCGCCCAACCGCGGCGCCGACCUGAGGAGCGACCUGCGAGCCAUGAUCCGAAGGUCUGCGAACCAGUCAUCGCUGCUGGUGGGCUUCUCCUUCUUCGAGUUCCAGGUCCGGUACGACAAGGGCGGCGGAGCCGCAGGCGAGAUGGGCUUCGGCAUGUUCGGGCUGGGCGACAGGUCGGUCUGCAGCCUUUCUCUCAGCGGGGCUCCGUUCGACGCCUGGUGCCUCACGGACGUCCAGGAGGCGUCCGUGACGAUCUCGGAGGCGGUCGCCGGAGCCUUCAGGGGCCCCGGGCUCGCCCCGCCGAUGCUGUGCUGAGGUGCCCCUCGGAGCCAGCCUCCGCGCGCCGCGCUCGCCGUCCGCGUCCUUCCGGUGCCCGUCGCCCUCCCUGCCUUCCCGCGCCCCGCGCGCCGCCUCCCGCCUCGAACCUUUUUCCUUUUCCCGUUCACGGCCUCCCGCUCUCCCGCUGCCCUUGGCCGGCCUGCGGUGCACUGCCAAGCGACCGUGCUAUUUGCCAGAGGUGUUAAUGAUCGGCGCGCCGCCCGCGCCACGGAGCCUCGGACACGAGCGCGCGCCUCGCGAACGGGAUGGCCGCCGCGCGGAACGGCCCUGGUGCGCUCUGUCUGGCGCCCGACUUGUCCCCCCCCCCCUUCU